Messenger RNA from Trachymyrmex cornetzi, 1170 nucleotides. RefSeq lists its product as uncharacterized. Gene Ontology annotation, molecular function: sequence-specific DNA binding. The record is from RefSeq and is a predicted model, not a curated record. Bases 36 to 608 code for a protein of 190 amino acids. The transcript has 4 exons. NCBI's taxonomy places the organism in Eukaryota, Metazoa, Arthropoda, Insecta, Hymenoptera, Formicidae.
GGGCUUACGGCAAUCCUUGUGCUCAUACCCUUACGAUGCCGUCGUGUGUAGUACGAAAUUGUAAAAAUAAUUCGUGGAGAACGAAAAGACAAAAAAUCAGUUAUUUAUCAUUUCCCAAGGAAACGGAAAUGAUUGAAAGAUGGAAAAUUGUAUGCAAAGAAGGUGUUAACCUUAAAUACGCUCGUAUCUGUUCGAAACAUUUUCAUCCUUCACAAUUUGAAAAUAAAUCGUGGUUACAAGAUUUCGUUGGAAAAUCUGCGAAUGUACGAGUAAAACUAAGACGUGAUGCAGUUCCAUUGAUAGCUGUAGAGGACAACAAAAUUUCCAUGGAUAACGAUUUAGAAGUAGAUAUUGCACAGCCCGUUGCCCGUUGCUCGUUUAAUCCAGGUAUAGAUUGUGCUGCGUCGACCUCCACAUCGAGCUGUGCAUCUCAAGCUGCGCUGAACACUGCAGUGGUUCCUAACAUUGAUAUCUCUCAGGAAAUGGAGAGAGUUUCGGUUCUCUACCCUGAUGAAAUUUAUUCUUCUGAUGAAAUUUAUUUGUCAAACCAAGAUCAAAUUGAAGAAACUAAGGAGAAAGUGUAUGUGUAUGUUGUAUUGAAAAAUUAAAAAAAAGUGUAUGAAUAAGAACCCUGUGCUGCAAAUUCUUACAAGAAAAAUUCUUGUGAGAGCUUCUAAGAAAAUUUUUACAUACGAAUUUCGGACAAAAAUAUACAAGAUUGUAUAAGAAUAUAUCGCAUAUAAUACCUGUAUGUAAAUCCAGAAUCUUGCAUGAAUCUUACUCAUGUUACAUGAAUCUUAUAUAAGCAUGUUACAUGACCCUUACACACAUGUUACUUGAAUCUUUCGCGCAUGUAACGUGAAUCUUGCAAGAAUAUAAUUGGAGUGUCAUUAUGAAAAUAUUACAAGAAUACUAUUGGAAUUUUGUGUGAUUUAUUGCUCGUAUCCCAGUAAAUGAAAUGGAAUGGGACAAGCAAGGAGUUGAAUGGGAUUUAAAAGAAUUUAUUUUGGCUAAAAAUUAAUUCUUUUUACAUAAAUUGAAUAACGGCUUCUUGAUUAAAUUAAAUUUAAUUUGAGAAAAGAUCAUAAAAAGCCUACGCCAGUUAUACAGGGUCAUCGAAAAGUAUCGGACCCCUCUAAUAUCUUCAGUUAGAAUGCAUUUUGGAGAAAA